AUGGCGUCAUCAGACGAUUUCACGCCUCCAUUACCCUCUGAGUCUCUCCACGAGCGUUUCUCAAAACUCGGAGUGGGUUCUAUGGCUUUUGUCAAUACAGAUGUCAUGGCAUAUUUCACCCAGCCUCGGCUGGAAGGCCAUGAGCCGUGGCUUCGUAAGCCCGAGGUUCCAACGCCAGAAGAGAUUAUGGAUACUGAUUGUGAUGAAAACUCUGAAUAUAUCGAGCUAAUUCCCAAUAAAAUUAUGGGUCCCUGGAAAUCCAAGGAGGAGUAUCUCAAGGCUCAUUAUGAGCUACUUAGAGAGGAUGCUGUUGCUCCUUUGAGGGAUGCUGUAGCAUAUGUCAAAAACGAUCCCCAGAUGUCCGACUCACAAUCUGUGGCUAUUUAUGAAAAGGUUUACAUCAUAGGCAUCACUUUCGCACAAAGGGAUCUGGCUUUUCGCAUCCGAUUUUCAACUGUCAGAGCCGGGAAGAACAUUGCCUGGGAAUAUUCCUCACGGCUCAUUACCGGUUCUAUUGUAGCACUGUCCCCUGCUAGUGAUUCAUUCAAAAGCAGAUGCGUUGUGGCAAUCGUGGCAGCGCGGCCAUUGGAAGGGGUCAAACAACAGCCACCAGAGAUCGACAUUUACUUUGCUCGACCAGAAGAUGCAGAGUUCGAUUCGCAUCAAGAAUGGAUUAUGGUUCAGGCUAAAAGUGGAUAUUAUGAGUCCAUGAGGCAUACGAUGACAGCACUGCAGAGAAUGAAACGAGAAAGGCAAGCAAGCAGCGUCAUCAUAGACUUCCAAAUCUCCAAUGCCGAACACAUCUGUUUUUUAAAUGCCGAUGUUGAUGCCCCCGAAUAUGUGAAAUAUACACCUAUUUUUGACAUACAGUCUUCUAUUGAGGGAUCUGGAAAAGAGGGGAAAGUCGACCUUCUUGAAGGCUGGCCUAGGGCACCAAUCGGCGACUUGGAUGCCACACAGUGGAGAGCAUUGGAGCAAAUGCUCACGAAAAGGCUUUCCCUUGUCCAGGGCCCUCCUGGCACUGGAAAAACUUUUAUUUCAGUUGUUGCUUUAAGGAUUAUAUUGGCCAAUAUGCAGGUUGGCGAUCCCCCCGUCGUCAUCUCUUCCCAGACAAAUCAUGCAUUAGACCAACUUCUAAAGCAUGUCUCUACCUUUGAGAGCAACUACGUUCGUUUGGGGGCUAGAAGCGGUGAUCCAGAAAUUAAAAAACGUACCCUAUUUGCUGUUCGGCAGAAAGAGCCCCAUGUCACGCUUCAGGGCAGCGUUCUAGGUCCUGCUCGAAAAAGGCACAGGGGCCUCAUUCAACCAAUCAUCGAGCUACUGCAGCCUUUUAAUUCUGAGAACGCAGAUGCCCCACUGCUGUCAUCCUUCUUUGUUGAGCAUGGGGUGUUAACACAAGUGCAGUUUGACUCGCUCGAAAGGGGGGCAAAAGGGUGGAUAUAUCACGGAAAAGAAGAGAACGUUGACCCUUUGAUAUAUUGGCUUGGGGAAGGAAUAGGUAAGUUUGAAUUGAGCUACACCACCGACAACUUCGGUUUCGUCGAGGACGAGGUAGACCUUGAGUAUGAGCAACUCAAAGAGUUGGAAGCUGAGCAAGGGAUUGAAGAGGAUGAUUAUGAGAUACUCAAAGGUCAAUUCAUACAUAUCCGAGAAGGGUUCUGUGGACAGAGCGAAUCUAUCUCAGAGGAAACUAGCCUAAAGUAUCUCAAGUUGCAAGACCUAUGGAAAAUACCAGUCAAAGCACGCGGCGCCGUCUACGAUGCUCUUCGAAAGGCAGCCAAGAUGAAGGUGACUGAAAAGUUCCGCAGGCUAGUUGCUCUCUAUGCGAAGAAUUCCAAUGAGCUUCAGAUUGGCAAAUGGGAAAGGGACAAUCACAUCCUCCAAAGUGCCAGGGUCAUUGGUAUGACGACCACAGGUCUAAGUAAGUAUCGGGGCCUGAUUUCGAGCCUGAGACCCAAGAUUGUCCUGAUCGAAGAAGCGGCCGAGGCAAUUGAGGCACCGGUGGCAGCUGCUUGUUUUGAUUCUCUUCAACACAUGAUCCUUGUUGGUGACCACCAACAACUCAAAGGUCAUUGCUCAGUCCAGGACCUUGAGGGGGAACCUUUCUUUUUAGAUAUGUCAAUGUUCGAGCGCCUACUCCACAACGGGAUCGAAUAUACAACCUUGAGGAGACAAAGACGCAUGGCUCCCGAGAUACGUCGUCUGAUAGAACCUAUUUACGGAGAACUACAAGAUCAUAAGUCGGUCCACAAUCGUCCUAAGGUUCCCGGCAUGGGAGAUAUACAGUCAUACUUCUUUUCUCACGGAUGGCCUGAAAACAGCGAUAGCCUGGCAUCCAAGAUGAACGAAACAGAAGCAGAGAUGAUUGUGGGCUUCUUCAUUCAUCUUGUGCUCAAUGGAACGCCGGUAACUGAUAUCACAAUCCUGACAUUUUAUAACGGCCAGAGGAAAAAGCUCCUGAAAUUAUUGAAGAGCCAUCCUUAUCUCCAAGGCCAGUAUGUGAAGGUAGUGACCGUUGAUUCCUACCAAGGAGAAGAAAAUGAAAUUGUCCUUCUCUCCCUCGUUCGAAGCGACAAGCCAAACGUUGGGUUCCUGUCUGUUGAAAACAGAAGCCAUCAGACUGGAAUAAGACAAAUGGUGGGUGCGAUCUUCGGUGUGGCGAGAUGCUUGAAUGUGGACACAUUUGUCCUUUACUGUGUCACAGUUUUUCACAUAACCAGGUCAACUGCGACUGAAUCUGUCAACGAUAAGGCAAGAACUGGCCGUACAAACCCUGGCACGCACACAUAUCAUUCGGAAGAAACCAUAGACGAUGAGAGCUUGCAACGGCAGGCCGUGAAGCGGUAUCAUGAUUUUGCCAAUGGAGGUGCUCGGGACGAGGACGCUCGGAUACAAAAAGUCGAGCGCAGUAUGAGAGUUAAGCCCAUGGAACGAAAUCUGUUAGAUGAUAGCGAAUGA
Aspergillus tanneri is the source of this 2958-nucleotide messenger RNA. Its product is annotated as putative DEAD box helicase involved in nonsense mediated decay. Gene Ontology annotation, cellular component: nuclear RNA-directed RNA polymerase complex. Gene Ontology annotation, biological process: regulatory ncRNA-mediated heterochromatin formation. Lineage: Eukaryota; Fungi; Ascomycota; Eurotiomycetes; Eurotiales; Aspergillaceae. The record is from RefSeq and is a predicted model, not a curated record. The transcript is spliced from 6 exons. Bases 1 to 2958 code for a protein of 985 amino acids. Gene Ontology annotation, molecular function: helicase activity.